AUGUAUCCCAACCCGAUGCUUCACAGUUACUACCAAAGAUGUCAAAGCACUAUUCCCCGGAGAGCUAUGAACCGAAUGAUAGACCAAGCGAUGCUUAAAGAAUCGGAUUGCCGAGAGCUAGAUCCUCCGAUCCUCAGACUGAGGUCAAUGAAUCCACAAUGCUACGCUCCUCACGUGGAUGUAACACGUGCCCGAUGUUCCUACGGCAGGUUGGCUCUCCCGAAAUUGAGAAAGGAACUGCGCAGCGGACAUCCCCUAAUCGUGAGGCAAGCGGUCAACACUAUUUCCGAUCUGAUCCGGGAUCCCGAAAACGCUAUGGAAGCGAUAAAACAUCGAAUACCCGACAGACUCGCAGAUCUUUUGGUUAGCGAUGAUUCGUUUCUUCGCGAAAGAGUAACGAUGAUUUUCACUUCGUUGGCAAGCCAUUCUGGCGGUGGAGAAGCAAUUACUGAAAAUCCAUUGAUAAUUUUCAACCUUGUGAAAAAUUUGACCGAUCGUCAUAAUUGCAUCAGAUUAAGAGCGGCCGAGGCUAUAGAAAUGCUGUCUAGAGAUUGGAGAACUGCAGAGGUUCUUUGUGUCUAUGGGUUUGUCGAUUUAAUCAUUGAUCGCAUAACGCUAGAAACGAAAGACGUUCUAGUACAUUUUCUGGAAACUCUGAAAUCCCUCCUGAACAGGGAUAACGUCAAGGUCCACGCAAUUGAGAUCGGUACAAUGGAGAAACUCGUUAUUCUGCUACAGCGAAGGGACGAAGAAGUUUUGGCGGGUUGCCUCGAAUGCCUAAGAAUUUUAUGCGGCGAACCGAUUGGCAAACAAAAAUCAAUCGACAUGGAUCUGUUGGUUAUACUGAAACCAUUUAUCGAAGACGAGCGGAGAGCUGUUCACGCUAAAGCGGCAGGCGUGGUCGCAUUUUCCACAAUAACAACACAAGGAAAAUUGCGAGCAUUAGAUCUGCACAUGAUUGGUCGCCUCUUGGAAUUAGCUGCUGAUUUUCACUGCAGAGAACUUCAGAUAAUGGCCUUCAAGGCAUUGACGAAUAUUGCUGAAGUACCCAAAGGACGAUGUAUGAUGUUCAGGUGCCAUAAAAUCUUCAUCGAAAACAUUGAUACGUGCAAAGAUGAAACCACUCAAAGGCACAAAGAAAUUUUGCUAAAAACUAUUGACUGGCAACCCUGA
Molecule: messenger RNA, 1173 nt
Organism: Athalia rosae (coleseed sawfly)
Lineage: Eukaryota; Metazoa; Arthropoda; Insecta; Hymenoptera; Athaliidae
Product: radial spoke head 14 homolog
Exons: 8
Coding region: 1-1173 (390 amino acids)
Source: RefSeq, a predicted model, not a curated record